Nomia melanderi (Alkali bee) is the source of this 3920-nucleotide messenger RNA. The record is from RefSeq and is a predicted model, not a curated record. NCBI's taxonomy places the organism in Eukaryota, Metazoa, Arthropoda, Insecta, Hymenoptera, Halictidae.
AGCACUGAUCCAGGGACGAAGUAGCGACAGCACUGCGCCACGACGACUACUGCCACGAUGGCCGAGGAGACUGACACAAACGAUAAAGCGACGAUGGAAAGUAUAGCGCAAAAUAUACUCGAGAUCAGUGCCGGAGGUGGGUCCGCGUCGAACGAAGUCGCUGCAUUGGAGUUUCAAGCCUCGCAGGUGAUAUCGAGGCUCGAGGAGGCUGUUGAGAAAGCAGCAGACGGCGGCGGUACUACCUGGAACAAUCCGUCGGGAUUUCUUUCCCAGUCGAAAUCAUCGGACGAAAUAUUAACUUUGAUUCAGGACCUAGUGAUUCAUGAAGACGCUCCACAAGCAGCAGAGGACGGUUCAACCGAAACAGCAACGAGCCAAGUGACUGCCCUGCCAAAAUUAACAGAAUCAGCGAAAUUAGCAUUAAUAACACAUACCGUUUCCGCAUAUGCGCUCGCGCUUCCAAAAUCGCAUGCCCAGAAGUUAGCCGGUCGUUUGGCUGCUGACACGACAAGAUGGCUAAGCCAUAUCUUUCGUUUCGUCGACUGUGCCUCCUCGUUUCACGAGGAUCACCUGGAAGGUUUGGUCAGGGUAACCAGGUUAGCCCUGCACCGAAAGUAUCCUCGAUACAUGGAGGAGGGUUUCACAGCCCUUGCAGCUUCACCGCCCUUAAUUUACAGUUCUGUAGCCGCGCCUGUAGGCGUGGUUCAACAUCUCUGCAGACAGCUUUCUUUGCCGCUUCAGUGUGUAAGACCCAUCCCCCAUAAUACUAUGUUUGGAUCAAGAUAUAGUAUGGACGUAUCGGCCUUGGAGCGACGCUUAGCCGAGGACACGCAAUCGAACAGCGUGACACCGCUUCUCGUACUAGCUGAGGCGGGGUCGGUAUUAACAGGACAUUGCGACAAUAUUGCUAGAUUGCGUGCAAUUUGCGACAAGUACAAUGUUUGGCUCCAUCUCAGAGGGCACUCUUUAGCUGCAUUAGCCUUGAAUAAUUUGGCGAAGGACUUGGUACGUUAUUGUUGUCCCUUUUGUUUUUUAUGUAACGUUGACUACAUGUACAAUAUGAAUAUAUUUUUUACGCUUCAGCCCUCAAAAGUGGCGGACAGUAUUACACUACCCCUAGGCAUCUGGCUUGGAAUACCGUCUUUGCCCGUAGUUACAUUGUAUAGAUUAACGGAUACUAAAGGUGGUCGACCAACUCCCAGGGACACGACUUUAUCUUUGGUGUCGGGCUUAAUGGCAGAUUCCCUGUCAAGACGUUUGCCAACUUUACCCCUAUGGGCUACGUUACAAGCGUUAGGUCGGGACGGUGUACAUAACAGGUUGAAAAGAUGCUUUCUGGCUGUGGAAGAAUUGUAUAAUAAAAUCAAGAAAUUUACUUGCAUAAGGAUAUUGAGUCAACCACCGGGAGGUGAAACUGGCUCCUACACGAUAAACGAGCUUCUAACGAACCCAGUGAACAAUCCACAACUAUUCGAGGCAGUAGCCAGUGCUCUAGUGUUCCAAUUUGUGCCUGCGAACAGGGAUCCCCAAGCAACGGAACGCGUCCCUCCGUAUUACGACAAGUUAAAUUCAUGGCUGGGACAGAUUCUUCAAAGAGACAUCGAAAACGUACAAAUAGAGUUAUGUGAAAUUGAACACCAUGGAGUCGCGAUUCGCAUUUGCCCGUUAGAGAAUCCGGAACAACCGCCAUCAACCGAGGACACUGAUAACGUGGUCGCUUGCCUGGAACAGCAGAUAGAAAUAUUACUGGCAACAGUGGAGCACAAAGAAACAUUCGUGAAGUUAGUUUCUGAAAAUGAUUCAUUGCAUUUAGUAGAGAUGCCAGGUUGGGCGGGUUUAGGCGGCGUUCGCUACGCUCCUCCUACUUGGAUUCAUGUUAUGACAGACCAAGCAAAGGAGGAAUUAAAUAGAUUAAAUACCCAACUGGUUGAAGCUUUGCGGAGUACAGAUGCAGCAUUUUCUUUAGGCGAAGGUGGCGACGGUUUAGCCUGUGUACGAUUUGGAAUGGUUACUCAAGACACAGACGUUGCCGAGCUACUGUCUUUAGUUCUACAAGUUGGCCAAGAGGUGGAGGCUAGUUCCAAGUUAUUGGACACUAUAUCAGAAGUGGUGAAAAGAGGCAUCGAGGCAGCUCAGACAGAUUUAGAAAGGGAAAAUGCAGAGAAAUUAUGGCAAGAAGGUAUUUUGAGGCAUGUACCUGUAGUCGGAACUUUUGUCAAUUGGUGGAGCCCCCCGUCGAAAGAGACUGGAGUGCGUGGACGUAGUCUAAAUCUCCAAGCUGGGGUGGUGGAGAGUACAGAGAAUAUAUACAAAUAUCACAUGCAACUGCAACCUAAUACAACGGUGAUCAAUGGAUCUGGUGCUAGAACUCCUCCACAGCCUUUAGUACAGACACCAGUUGGCGCUGGGAGUCAAAGUCAUAGUCGCUCGUCGAGCCAUUCUAGCUUGCAAAGCGGCAAGAGUAUCUCUGUAAUAACGAAUGCUGUCUCCCACCCGCAGGUCAAAGAGGAAUCAGGUGAGGUGAAAUCGUAGUAAACAUGAGGCAACAUUGUUGAUCAACAGAAAUUCAGAGCCAAGUUCUGUACGGACUUGGCGACAGAAGAAUACUGUACGUGAAAUGGUCGCACAUUUCCCUGCAGAAGCUACAGUUUACACUCGCAGAGUAAAGCAUUAGUCCCUAAAGCAUGCGUCGAAGAGCUUGGUAACUCGAUCGAGGUAAACACGCCAUUACUUUGUCAUUCUAUUCUGAAUAAAGUAUUUUACGUUAUUUCUUCAUCACGUUCCAUCAACCGCAUUCUUCUCUCUUUACCUAUUUUAAUUCAAGGCUCUAGUUUUGGACGCUCUGGUAUGAACUAUCGAAUGUGGCUUGUGUACUUACUAGACUGAUAUAAGAAGUAACAACUUUUUUCAAUGAACUCGACAAAGUAGUAUUUCAAAUGCUACUAACGAUUCAAAUAUUUCUUGCAGCACAAUAAGCAAAGAUAUAUUAUUAUGUAACUGGACUGUAGAUGUUUAAGAGGUACAUACAUUUUUAUAAAUUUGCAAGGAUAUACUCUCUGGUAUCAAUCUUUUUCUAUGAAACGAAACUUGAAUGUUUCUGCUCUUCUCUUUUUAUAAUGCAAGAUUGAAUAUAAAAACGAGAAUUUUGUUUCCCACACAAGAAUUUAAUGAAAUAAAUGACGAAAUAUAAUGAAUAUAUAAACAUCUACAGUCUACUCAUAAGCCAAUCUCUUGACACAAUCUCAAAAGUCAUUGACUCUGACCUUAGUCAAUUCAGUGCAUAACAAUCUACUAAUAGAAAUAAAAGAUUAAAAUAAAUAUAACGAAGUGAUUAAGUUUCUAGCAAUAGAAUGUUUACGUUCCGUUAAAUGCACACGUAUUCUCGGGUGAAUCUCGCAGCAAAAUUUCUCUGCAUUUAUUUCUCAGCAAUGCCGCGUCGUUCCAAACGACGCUGUUACGCAGCGACACGAAUUUUAUUCUCUUCUAAAGCACAAUAUAUGAGUGGUUGCGACGAGACACACACAAAAUUGUGAUCGCGUCGAGCAUAUUUCUAGAAGCGUUCAAUUGAUUCUAAACAGCAUUUCUCUGAGAAAAAUUCCAUUGAUAAAUGUCGAAUGAACAACAACAGUGUUCGGAAGUUGAAGUAACAACUAACCAAAGAGACACUUUGCAAAGAUCACUGCAGAUCAUUUAGGUCAUCAACUUGGAGUCCCAUUGUUAGAUCUACAUUCGAACGGCAAAAAUUGUUGCUAUUUAAUAAAUAUGUAACGUACAUGGAACUCUACUUCCAUCAAAUUUAAACGACACUGAUACAAUGUUCGCAUUACUAUAGUAAUCAAUAAAUUGUUGACAAAUACAAUUAAGUGAAAAAAGAAAUUAAGCUGUAUGUAUAUUUAUGUACCAAAUUGUUGUAAUAAAGU